Molecule: messenger RNA, 888 nt
Organism: Zingiber officinale
Lineage: Eukaryota; Viridiplantae; Streptophyta; Magnoliopsida; Zingiberales; Zingiberaceae
Product: 40S ribosomal protein S23
Exons: 4
Coding region: 153-581 (142 amino acids)
Biological process (GO): translation
Cellular component (GO): cytosolic small ribosomal subunit; ribosome
Molecular function (GO): structural constituent of ribosome
Source: RefSeq, a predicted model, not a curated record
CGAGAACGUGCCAUCUAUGAUUUACCCCAUCACUAUGGCGAUAUAAGAAGGCCGCCUCUAGGGUUUUGCAUUGCCGACUCUGCUCCUCCAUCGCACCUGCAAAGACGCAGACGUAGUGGAAGAAAGGAAAGAGGUCCUCGGCAUCUAACACGAUGGGGAAAACUCGUGGUAUGGGAGCUGGGCGCAAGCUCAAAACUCACAGGAGGCGUCAAAGAUGGGCAGACAAGUCAUACAAGAAAAGUCAUCUGGGCAAUGAGUGGAAGAAGCCCUUUGCUGGAUCAUCACAUGCCAAGGGUAUAGUCCUCGAGAAGAUAGGUAUUGAAGCUAAGCAGCCCAACUCUGCUAUCAGAAAAUGUGCUAGAGUUCAGCUGAUUAAGAACGGGAAGAAAAUUGCAGCUUUUGUUCCUAAUGAUGGUUGCUUAAAUUACAUUGAAGAAAAUGAUGAAGUCUUGAUUGCUGGUUUUGGGCGUAAGGGUCAUGCUGUGGGUGAUAUUCCUGGAGUCAGAUUCAAGGUGGUGAAGGUCUCGGGAGUGUCCUUGUUGGCGCUUUUCAAGGAGAAGAAGGAGAAGCCUCGGUCUUAAGUCAUUAAUGAGUUUCUGAUCAACCAAUUUCUGUUAGGUUUGUUUGGACAAUUAUUCUUGAACUUGCUACCUGAUGUAGACCUGAAAUUUUCAUUUUGCAUGAGCUCCCAAGUUUUUCAUCUUUAUGCAAAAAGUAGAACUUGUGAAAAUAAUCAUCAUCAUUCAAAAAUCUAGAACAACUUAUAGUUAUUCUGUGAUGUUUCCUAUCUGAUGAAUUGUGAUUCAGGUGAAGUGAAGAUACAAUAUUGUGGGAACACUUUAGUGAGCUUGUUUGAAUGAAUUGCCGUCUUGGACGAGCUUGUGUGAA